CCCAACGAGAAGCUUGUACUUCUUGACCAUCUGCCCGCGCACCCACGCUUGACCUUAUUACUCCGCAUAGAGGGCAUUGGAGCUGAACAGCUUCGCCCUCACGAUCAAACUUUACCAACAUGGUGGAAGGAGAUUCGAGCUCUCCCACGUGGAAGUUCACACAAUGUUUUGGCGACAAGGGCGACGUUGAGGACAUCACAGAGGCCGAUAUCAUUUCGACCGUCGAGUUCGACCACACUGGCAACUAUCUUGCCACAGGAGACAAGGGCGGCCGUGUCGUAUUAUUCGAGAGAAACGAGACGAAAAAAACCUGCGAGUAUAAGUUCCAUACCGAGUUCCAGUCACACGAACCCGAAUUCGACUACCUGAAGUCUUUAGAGAUUGAGGAGAAGAUCAACAAGAUCAAGUGGUGCCGUCGCCAGAACGCCUCUCAUUACCUACUUUCCACGAACGACAAGACGAUCAAACUAUGGAAGGUGUUUGAGAAGUCGCUGAAAGUUGUGGCCGAGAACAACCUGUCUCAUGAUCUCACACCAGGCAAUGCUGUCGGGGCAGGAGGAGGCGCCCCGAGGCCCAGUCCCUCGCACUCCCACUUCAAGAACGCUACCGAUCUGAAGCUUCCGCGCCUGACACACCAUGAUACGGUCGUGGCCGCCGUUCCCCGACGAACAUAUGCGAAUGCUCAUGCAUACCAUAUCAACAGCAUUUCCGUCAACAGCGAUGGCGAGACUUUUAUCAGCAGUGAUGAUCUCCGUAUCAACUUGUGGAAUCUCAACAUUCAAGACCAGAGCUUCAACAUCGUAGACAUCAAGCCCGCGAACAUGGAGGAGUUGACUGAGGUCAUCACCGCCGCAGAGUUCCACCCCAUGAGCUGUAACUGGUUUAUGUACGCAAGUUCCAAGGGCACGAUCAAGUUGGCGGAUAUGAGAGAAAGUGCGCUCUGCGACAACCACUCCAAGUUGUUUGAACAAGAAGAGGAUCCGUCCUCGCGAUCUUUCUUCUCAGAGAUCAUCUCCUCUAUCUCCGACGUUCGUUUUUCUCACGACGGCAGAUACAUCCUGUCUCGCGACUACCUGACUGUCAAGAUCUGGGACGUAAACAUGGAGCGCCAGCCGAUCAAGACCAUUCCCAUCCAUGAACACCUCCGACCGCGACUCUGUGAUACGUACGAGAAUGACAGCAUUUUUGACAAGUUCGAGGUGGUCUUCUCGGGUGAUGCCAAGAAUGUCAUGACAGGAAGCUACAACAAUAACUUCAUGAUUUACCCGUCGGAUCCCGAGAAGGAGGUGGAGGUGGUUUUGCAAGCGGACAAAUCUGCAUUCAAGGCGAAGAAGGUGGGGGUCGCAACACCUAUUAAUUCGUCAACCAGUCCUACCGCCACAAAUGGCGGUAAGAAGGGCGGAUCUCGUGCGGGUAGCCCAGCUGCGGGAGCUGGUCAGGGACAGCGUAUGCGUAAGGAGACAGACGCCGACCAGAUUGACUUUAACAAGAAGAUUCUGCACAUGAGCUGGCAUCCGUUCGAGGACAGUAUUGCGAUUGCUGCCACCAACAACCUUUUUGUUUUCUCGGCACUAUAGACAAGCGCAAGCCAAGUGCUGGACGAAGCCUUUAGCUGUCUGUCUGACGGCGGCUGUUCCGCUCUCCGAGGGUCGUUGGCUCAAUCAUCC
Pseudomassariella vexata is the source of this 1667-nucleotide messenger RNA. RefSeq names its product WD40-repeat-containing domain protein. Bases 120 to 1577 code for a protein of 485 amino acids. NCBI's taxonomy places the organism in Eukaryota, Fungi, Ascomycota, Sordariomycetes, Amphisphaeriales, Pseudomassariaceae. Gene Ontology annotation, cellular component: protein phosphatase type 2A complex; cytosol. The record is from RefSeq and is a predicted model, not a curated record. The transcript is spliced from 6 exons. Gene Ontology annotation, biological process: peptidyl-serine dephosphorylation. Gene Ontology annotation, molecular function: protein phosphatase regulator activity; protein binding.